UCAACUUCCGCUCUUUUUCAGUUUUCUAUUCAUUCGGGUAUUAUGUAUCAAAAAACGCCGCCAGCAAUGCCAUUUUCGUAAUUCCAAUUCCUAACAAAAUUUCCCUUAAACGAACACCCUUUCUCUUACUUUCUUUUUGCUCUUCUUCUCUCGUUGCAAAAAUAUGGCGAGUACGUGGAGAAAGCUUAAGAAAUCUCUGAUUCCGAAAAUCUCUAUCAACCACCACCACCGCCGCUCCUCCUCUUCCAGUUCCUCCGCCAACGGCAUUGCUUCUUCGCCUUCCUCCUCCGUCUCUCUCUCUUCCUCUCUCCUCUCUUACAGCUUCAGCUUCCGAUCUUCUAAGAAGAUUUGUGCAAUUUGCUUGGGAAGCUUGAAAAAGGGAGAAGGCCAGGCCAUCUUCACAGCCGAGUGCUCUCAUCCUUUUCACUUCAAUUGUAUUGCAACCAACGUGCAGCAUGGAAAUCGCAUUUGCCCCAUUUGCCGCUCUGAAUGGAAAGAUAUCCCUUUCCAAGCACCUUCAAAUGCUGCUGAUUCCCGGCACAAUAACAGCACGAGCCGAGCCCAAGCGUCUCCCUAUAAUGCUCCACUUGAAGAUACUUUUGUAUCUGGCGUCAGUCGUAAUUUACUUCAAUCAACCCUGCCUCAGUUUGAACCUGACUACUUUUCUGAUGAUGAACCGAUUCCAGCCAUCCAUGCAGGCCCUGCAUCAUCCACUCGUCCACAAACCAUAACCAUUAAGGCAGUGCCAGAGUUUCCUGCUGUCUUAGCUUCAGAUGCUGCGUCCAAGUUUGCUGUUCUUGUUGGCAUCCGUGCUCCACCUUUUCAUGUUGAUGUCCAAGAAUUUGAUCGUGCACCCAUCGACCUAGUUGCUGUGCUUGAUGUAAGCGGCAGCAUGGCUGGCAAGCUUGCCCUUCUUAAGCGUGCUGUUUGCUUCAUCAUACAAAACUUGGGCCCUUCAGAUCGGUUAUCCAUAGUUACUUUCUCAUCAUCAGCUCACAGGAUGUUACCAUUGCGAAGGAUGUCCGGCAGUGGUCAUGAUGAUGCUAUCCGUGUCAUCAAUGCCCUUACCUCUAGUGGUGGGACAAACAUCGUGGAAGGUCUAAAGAAAGGGGUUAAGGUUCUUGAAGAGCGACGUGAGCAGAAUCCCAUUGCAAGCAUUAUCCUCCUAUCUGAUGGCCAUGAUACAUUAAAUGGUGAUACUUACAGACUAUACCGCAGUGUACAGAAUCACACUUUAAAUCCAAGGCACAAUUUGCAGUAUCUUUACCUCCUGCCUCCUUCAAUUUGUCCCAGGAAUAAUGCAUCUGGUGCUGAGUCGCGGCAGCUUACCAUCCCAGUCCACACAUUUGGAUUUGGUUCAGAACAUGAUUCUAAUGCAAUGCAUGCCAUAUCUGACGUAUCAGGUGGCACAUAUUCCUCUAUCGAGUCAAUUGACAUUUUACAGGAUGCAUUUGCUAGAUGCAUUGGUGGUCUUCUCAGUGUUGUAGCUCAAGAUGUCCAACUAACAAUACAAUCGAUUUCUCCUGGAGUCCAAAUUGGUUCGAUUCCCUCUGGGAGAUAUAAGAGUGAAAUCCUUUCUCAAGGGCAGAAAGCUAUCAUUUAUGUCGGAAGUUUAUAUGCAGAUGAAGAGAAGGAAUUCCUGGUAUACCUCUCAAUUCCAGCAUCAACAUAUGCUGAUGGUGAGAAAAAGUUGGGUAACAUGUUAUUGUUGGAUGUCUUGUGCUCGUACACGUAUUCAACAACAAUGGAGAUCUUUCAUUUGAGCUGCGAGAGAGUUGAGAUAAGACGACCUGAGGUUUUGUCUCCUACGGACGGGUUGGUGUGCUUGGAGGUUGAUCGACAGAGGAAUCGUCUGUGUGUGGCGGAAGCUAUUGCAAAUGCUCAACGGAUUGCUGAACUGGGAGAUUUAGAGCAUGCGCAGGCUGUGCUGUCAGAGCAAAGAAUAGCUUUGUCAUCUUCAGUAUCAGCCCAAGCAGGGGACCGCCUGUGCAAUUGGCUUGAGGCAGAGCUGAGAGAAACCAGGCAGAGAAUGGCAAAUAUGGAGUUAUAUGAACAGACUGGGCGGGCAUAUGUUCUCUCAGGGUUAAGCUCACACUCAUGGCAGAGGGCCACAACUAGGGGCUACACAACAACAAUCAUACCGGAAGAAGGUGUAAAUCCAGGCACUAGUGGGACAAUCAGCUAUGAAACUCCUUCGAUGGUCAACAUGGUGUCGAGAUCACAGGUUCUCAAUUAUGUAUCCCCGCAACAACCUCAAAGGCUUAGCAAGUCAUGCAGCCAGGUUCAACGAAAUAAAUAAGGGUGGUGUAUAUAGUUUAACUGGAUAAGGCAAUUGUUUCACCAGCAUGGUAGAGUGCUUUCAGGUUGGUAGCAGUAGUGAUAUGGAAAUUCAACACGAUGGUUGUAUUUUUAUUUCUUUUAGCUGGUUUUAGCUGUUCUUACAUUCGAUUGUUCACAAAGUAGAUUAUGUCAAGUGGCUUUUAUAAAGUAGAGAUAUUGCAGCAACAGAUCUGAUUGGUGCUGCUUGACUCCUUCUAUGGGUUAAUGCUCAAACAUUUCUUCUUGUUAUCUGAAAAACUGUACUUUCAUAGUACAUGAGAAUAAGGAGAGUACUCGGCUUAAGUAAUAAGAGGAGGACAGCUUAUGAUGGUGA
Theobroma cacao (cacao) is the source of this 2653-nucleotide messenger RNA. Its product is annotated as E3 ubiquitin-protein ligase WAV3-like. Lineage: Eukaryota; Viridiplantae; Streptophyta; Magnoliopsida; Malvales; Malvaceae. The record is from RefSeq and is a predicted model, not a curated record.